Messenger RNA from Saprolegnia parasitica CBS 223.65, 2594 nucleotides. RefSeq lists its product as hypothetical. The record is from RefSeq and is a predicted model, not a curated record. Bases 32 to 2530 code for a protein of 832 amino acids. NCBI's taxonomy places the organism in Eukaryota, Oomycota, Saprolegniomycetes, Saprolegniales, Saprolegniaceae. The transcript has a single exon. Gene Ontology annotation, biological process: aspartate family amino acid biosynthetic process; L-homoserine biosynthetic process. Gene Ontology annotation, molecular function: homoserine dehydrogenase activity; aspartate kinase activity.
GCUUCCUCGACCGCCUAGCACCUCCAUUACCAUGUCUUCCUUCGUCGUGCACAAGUUUGGCGGAACGUCCGUCGGCAACGCCGAGGCCAUGACGGCCGUCCAGGCUAUCGUCGCCGGCGUUCAGAGCGACAAGAUCGCGGUCGUCGUGUCCGCCAUGGGCGGCAAGCCCAAGGUCACCGACCUCCUCAUCUCGCUCGUCGAGCUCGCCAAGACGAAGCAGACGUCCACGAUCCAAGCGAUCGUGGACCAGAUUGAGGCCAAGCACGCCGCCGCCGUCGCCGAGCUACUACCGCCAGACGUCGGUGACGCGAUCCUUGUCCAGAUACGGCAGGACUUGGCGACGCUUCAGGAACUGUUGCACGCUAUCUCUAUCAUGCGCUCGUACAACGAAAACGUCACGGAGCUCGUGAGCGGCCACGGCGAGCUCUGGUCCGCGCGCAUCAUGACGGCUGUGCUCAACCACAACUUGGAGCUUGCGGGCAAGACGGAGCGGUUUGCAUUCAUUGACUCGCGGGAGGUACUCACGGUCGAGAUUGAUCCGAAUCACGGGCCCGUCGUCUUGUACGAGCUCACGGCCGCGAAGCUCCGGGCCAAGAUGGACGCUCUCCACAACGCGACGCACCUCUGCAUUACGGGCUUUAUCUGCUCGACGACCGAUGGCGUUGUCACGACGCUCAAGCGGGACGGCAGCGACUUCUCAGCGUCCAUUUUUGGCCGCGUGCUCAAGGCCGCGUCCAUCACCAUCUGGACCGACGUCAGCGGCGUGUACAGCGCCGACCCGCGCCGCGUACCGGAAGCCAAGAUCCUCCCGCAGAUCUCGUACCAGGAGGCGAUGGAGCUGGCCUACUUUGGUGCCAAGGUCAUCCACCCCAAGACGAUGGCGCCCGCGGUCGCGGAGAGCAUCCCGAUCUUUAUUCGGAAUACGUUUGACCCGACGCACCCGGGCACGCGCAUCUUUCAUCGUCGGCCGACGUCGCCGACGACGACCGCCAAGCACAUUGUGAGCGGCUUCUCGACGAUCGACGACCUCGCCAUGUUCAACCUCGAAGGCACGGGCAUGGUCGGUGUCCACGGUGUCGCGUCCCGCCUCUUCUCGGCCCUCGACCGCAUCAAGGUCAACGUUGUACUCAUCGCGCAAGCCAGUUCCGAGCACUCGAUCUGUUUUGCGAUCCCCGCGGCCGACGCCGUCGACGCCAAGGACGCGAUCGAAGCCGCGUUCUUCAAGGAGCUCCACCACGGUCUCAUUGACGCCGUGACGUUCGAGUCGCCGGUGAGCAUUAUCGCGGCCGUCGGCGACAACAUGUCGCAGACCCCGGGCGUCUGCGGUCGCUUUUUUGGCGCACUGGGCCGCGCCGACAUCAACAUCCUCGGCAUCUCCCAGGGUUCGUCCGAGCGCAACAUCUCGGCGGUCGUGCGGUACGAAGACUCUGGCGCCGCGCUUCGGGCGGUGCACUCGGCGUUUUUUCUUGCAGACCAAACCAUCUCGAUCGGCAUCCUCGGCGCGCACUCCAAGGUCGGCGCGGCGCUCCAGACGCAGAUCCUCUCGCAAGCAGCCAUGCUCGCGCGCAAGUACAAGGUCGACUUGCGCAUUCGCGCGGUGGCCGACCGCGACCACAUGCAGCUGCACCCGACGGGCUUUAACGCGGCGUCGCUCGCGUCGGCAGCGUCCGAGCCGCUGGACAUGGCCCGCUUUAUCCAGCACGUGCACACGGACCAUAUCCCGUACGCUCUCGUUUUGGAUGUGUCGGGCGAUGACGCGACGAUCAAGCAGUACCCGAGCUGGCUGGCCGCCGACUGCUUCAUUGUAAGCAACAACCUCCACGUUGCCAACGAUGCGUCGCUCUCACUGCGCAAGACGACGGCGUCCCAGAACCAAGUUGUGCUGGACACGGAGGCGUGUCUCGGCAUGGGUGUGCCCGUCCUCUCGACGCUGCAGAACCUCCUCCAGACCGGCGACAGCAUCACCAAGAUCGAGGCCUCGUGGAGCUCGGUCAUGAACGCGCUUCUCCUCGAGCUCGACCAAGCGCCGGCGACGCCGAUCGAGACGGCGCUCCGCAGCGUGCUCUCGGCGCAGUUUUCGUCCAUGCCGCCCGCCGAUGUGCUUGACGACCUGACGGGCGUCGCGUCCGCCAAGAAGAUGGUGCUCCUCGCGCGCGAGCUCGGCCUCAACCUGAACGCCGCCGACGCCAUUAACGGGUCGCCGGUGUCGCCGUGCCCGACGGCGGUGACGACGAUCGACCAAGUGAUUGCACACGUCGCGCAGUGUGCGCCGGCGUUUGCGCAGCUGCCCAAGGCCGCCCGCACGACGACGACGCUUGCAAACGGCCGCAUUGAGAUUGCACUGCAGUCGACGUCGGCCCCGUUUGCCCAUUUGGUCGGCGCCCAGGUCGGCCUCGCGCUGCACACGGACCGGCACGCGGCGUUCCCGCUCUUUCUCUCGGGCUCGUCGUUUGCGUCGGAUGCGACGCAGGGACUCGCGGCCAGCGCGCUCUUUGCGAGCGUCCUUAACAUUGCCCGCACAUUGGGCUAAGUACAACCUCGACGAUGGAGUCGCGUCGAUUUCGUAAUAGAAAACUAACUUAUUGCUACCGCUG